Messenger RNA from Arachis duranensis, 798 nucleotides. Its product is annotated as protein MAIN-LIKE 1-like. The record is from RefSeq and is a predicted model, not a curated record. Bases 1 to 798 code for a protein of 265 amino acids. NCBI's taxonomy places the organism in Eukaryota, Viridiplantae, Streptophyta, Magnoliopsida, Fabales, Fabaceae. The transcript has 3 exons. Gene Ontology annotation, biological process: meristem maintenance; meristem development.
AUGGAGGACGAAACUCGCUUGUACCGACUAAAUGGCGUUGCUCACGUGGCUGGAUACAUCGACGAAGAGCCUACUAGGGUUAUUAGCGGCGUUAGGAGACAACAGAAUAUGCCUUUAUACGACCGGAUUAUACCGUAUCUGGAGACCGCGGGCUUGUAUCAUUUUGCUAGGCUGAACAGUAAGUGGUUAUGGAUUGAUGAGCCUCUACUUAGCGCAUUUAUUGAGCGGUGGCGUCCUGAGACCUACACCUUCCGUAUGCCCUUUGAAGAGUGCACUAUCACGUUGCAAGAUGUAGCAUAUCAGCUGGGUUUGCCGAUUGAUGGAGAGCCCGUUAGUGGGUGCCUGACUGAGUUUGAGAAUCUGAUGGAAAAUAGAAGACCGGCAUGGGUGUGGUUUCGCAAGUUGUUUGGGGAGUUACCUCCGCAAAGUAAAGUCAAGCAGAUGACAGUGUGCUAUACAUGGUUCCAUGAGAGGUUCCGGGUUCUCCCAGCAGAUGCUAGUGAGGAGACCGUGCGUAUAUACGCGCGUGCUUAUAUUCUGAUGUUGUUGUCCUCUCGGCUGUUUGCGGACAAGAACGCAAACUGGGUCCACCUUCGCUGGUUGCCUUAUUUGGCAUCGUUGGACGACUUAGGCAGAUAUAGCUGGGACUCUGUGGCACUGGCCUGGUGGGCUACAUAUCUACCGAGAAAUGAUGCAGGGGAUCAAAGAGUGGUGUCUGCACGCCUUUCUUUGGACCGAUUGCAUGUCCACGAUGUGAGUCAUUUACUUAUUGCUCUUACUUGGACUGGUUUAUGUUAA